ACCUAGCCUUGGACCCUCUAGGGAUGAGCCUAGAGUGUUUGGCCUUGACAAGUUCAACGGUGACAACUAUGCUGUGUGGUCCUUCAAGAUGGAGAACAUCUUUGACCACUAUGAUCUGCUGGAGGUGAUGGAAGGAACGGAGAACCGCCCCGAGAACGACCCGGAGAAGAGCCGUGGGUGCGGAAGUGCGCACAAGGCUACCUUCUACUUGGGCAAGCGUUGGGGAGCAGCCAAAUCCGUCACAUCAGUCAUUUUCAGCGUGAACCAGCAAAGGGACCAAAGGCAUGGGCUGCUCUCAAGGGUGUACACGCUCCUGCAACAGCGGCGGUGGCUGUGGUUUUGGAGCGGCAAAUGGCGGCACUUCGAAUUGACGAAGGCGAACCGGUGGAGGAAGGAGUGUAGAAAUUCCUAAUUUUUUCAUGCGUGGUUAGUGUAUGGGCUCAAG
Messenger RNA from Closterium sp. NIES-67, 445 nucleotides. Lineage: Eukaryota; Viridiplantae; Streptophyta; Zygnematophyceae; Desmidiales; Closteriaceae. The record is from the annotation of a GenBank genome assembly.